Messenger RNA from Ruditapes philippinarum (Manila clam), 2789 nucleotides. RefSeq lists its product as uncharacterized. The transcript has a single exon. Bases 285 to 2390 code for a protein of 701 amino acids. The record is from RefSeq and is a predicted model, not a curated record. Lineage: Eukaryota; Metazoa; Mollusca; Bivalvia; Venerida; Veneridae. Gene Ontology annotation, molecular function: protein dimerization activity.
UGUUCAAUCUAGAGCGCGCCAUUGCGCCAUUGGCCCCCUAAAAUGACUGCCGGCGCAAAACAAAUUUAACUGUGGGCCCGACGGGCGCAUUCGCUUAGAAAAUACCAUUACGGUAUUUAAGGUACUUUCUGUUUAUUUUUACGCUUUGCGCUCAUUAUUCACGCACCUGUUGACUGUGCUAGUAUUGAUUUUUUCAAGAGUGGUAAAUAUAUGCCCGCGCAUCGUAAACCAGUCGGUUGCUAUAGCGUUAUAUCAGCAGCUCAGUUCUAAAUUUAGCGCACACGAUGAAAAGAAUUUCCGACUUCUUUUUACCGAAUUCAAAUGCAAAAAAAUCGAAGUCGCCCGAUAAAGAGCCGACGAAAGAUGUUGAUAGUGUUCCAUGUACAUCCCAGUCCGACCCCGGCCCUUCUGAAUCGUCUAAAAGGCGUGAAUUUCAAGCAAAAUGGCUCAAAGAUGACCGUUUUAAAAAUUGGCUUAUUUUUGAUGACGAUAAAAAAUGUAUGCAAUGUUCGUUAUGCAUCAAAAUGAGGAAAAAAAAUCCGUUUGUUACAGGUUGUGUUAACUAUAGAACUUCAACUCUUGAGCGACACAUGUCUUCUUCUGACCAUCAGAAUGCCCUUAUUGACCAACAUGGUCAGUCAGUUUUUCAAGCAUCUUUUAAGUCUGCAUUUGACAAAAAGAAAAGCUCCAUUAUUAGUGCUUUGCGUACAGUUUACUGGAUGUGUAAAGAAAAAAUUGCAACAUUGAAGUACAGUUCUCUUUUAAGCCUUCUUAAACUACAAGGUUGCCCAGAUAUUUUGACUUUGCAUUCUGGAGAUAAUGCCACCUAUGAGUCCGAGAGGGCUGCUGAAGAAUUUCAAGAUGCUUUAAAUCAUGUUAUAGAAAAUGAUAUGAAACAGAAACUAGCUUCAGCCCGCGCCAUUUCUCUAAUGUGUGAUGAGAGUGAUGAUGUUUCAGUUCAAAAAAAGUUGGUCAUAUUUGCUAGGUUUAUUCCUGAAUGCACUGACUUUCAGCCUGAAACUCAUUUUAUUGAGAAUGUUACUAUUGAUAAGGGUGAUGCUGAAACUGUGUACCAAUCAUUGAAAUCUGUGGUAAGUGAAAAGGGUGUGGAUGUCAGUAAUGUAAUGUUUUUUGGCUCAGAUGGAGCGGCAGUUAUGACUGGUAAAAUGUCUGGUGUUAGUGCUAGGCUUUCAAGUGAUCAGCCACUUAUUGUUAACAUUCACUGUAUGGCACACAAGCUAGCUUUAUGCACAAGUCAAGCAGCAGAGAGUAUUCCAUAUCUAAAAAAGUACAAGGAAAUUUUGACAAAUAUUUUCUACCAUUUUAAACAUUCCUCACUGAGAACUGCAAAUCUGUCUAAAAUUGAAAGUGUUUUGAAUGACAAACAAUUAAAAAUCAAGGAAAUUCACAGUGUACGCUGGUUUGCAUUUUAUUCAGCCCUUGAGGCAAUAUUUCACACAUGGGGUUCCUUAGUUACUUAUUUUGAGCAAGAAAAGCAAGCUGAGAAAGGUGGAACUGCAAAAGGGAUUCAUUCUCAGCUAACCCAGUUUGAAUUUGUGGGUGUAACUUACCUUUUAAUGGACAUAAUGCCAAUACUUACCAAACUGAGUCUCAGCUUUCAGAAACAAGACAUUGAUAUUUCUUUAGUACAACCACUUAUUCAGUCAACAAUUUCACAGCUUGAACACUUAAAGCAGAAUAAUGGUCACUACAUGCAACUGUUUAACACAGCAUUGACUGAGAAUGGACUUGACUUGAGAGAUCACAGCAUCUCAGCAAGUAAAAACAAGCAAACACAUUUGAGUAACAUAAGAAGUGACUUUAUUCAAAAAAUAGUUGCUCAACUGAAUGUUAGAUUUCCACAGGAAGAUACAUCAGUUAUAAGUGCUCUGGCAGUCCUUGGUUUGAGAGGUAUAUCUUUUGUGCAGAAUAUUCCUGACCAUGGAAAGGAUGAAAUUAAUAAACUCUGUGAUUUCUAUGGUUCAAGUAAUAAUGACACAGACAGUGAAUCUUACAUUGAUAGUAACCAAUUAAGGAUUGAGUGGGAAAUUUUAAAACCUCUUGUAAUUCAACAAAGGUAUCCAACUGACAAUAUAUAUAAUUUGUGGAAAUUGAUUUUUAUGUAUCACAAGGAGAUGUUUCCAAAUCUUUUAAAACUUGCUGAGCUUGCUCUUAUUGCACCCUUACAAACUGCUGACUGUGAAAGGGGUUUUUCUACCCAGAAUGAUAUUAAAUCAUCAGACAGAAAUAGAUUGUCAUCUAACAGACUGAAUAAAUUAAUGAGGAUAUCUUUGCACAAAGUUGACAUAGCUGAUUUUGAUUUUGAUAAAGCUGUAGAUGCAUGGCUAUCAGUGAAAAAUAGGAGAGCUUUCUUCAGUACAAGUACCUAACUGAAAAACUUUUUUCCAAAGAAAAUGUCCUUGCUUGUUAUGACAUUCACUUAUUCAUAGUUUAGUUUACACAGUUUAUUAUUAUGUAAAGUUUGAACUGUUAACAUUUUAUGCAGAUUAGUUAGAGUGAAAUUUGAAAUUAAUGAACUGACUGUUUAAAGAAUACCUGAUAUUAUACAUGUACAGUAUGUAUGAGUAAUUAAAAGAGUUGUCACUGUUAUUUUAUAUUUUUACCUUAUGUAUAUCUGCAUAAACAAUCCACCUAGAAAAGCAAAGGUAAUACUUCUUUUGAAUUUGAUGGUCAUUUUAAGUAUGGGCCCCCAGUUUUCUCAAAUGACCCCCUCUUGAUAAGUUUAUGGGCCCAAAGGGCCCCCUUGGAAUUCAUUCUAGAUUGAACAC